Messenger RNA from Centropristis striata (black sea bass), 6350 nucleotides. Its product is annotated as spondin-1-like. Gene Ontology annotation, biological process: cell adhesion. Lineage: Eukaryota; Metazoa; Chordata; Actinopteri; Perciformes; Serranidae. Gene Ontology annotation, cellular component: extracellular matrix. The record is from RefSeq and is a predicted model, not a curated record. The coding region runs from base 110 to 2524 and encodes 804 amino acids. The transcript is spliced from 16 exons.
UUCCUGGGGGAAGGGGCUGGAACUGAUCCUGUCCGCUCUUUCUCCUCUUUCUUCCACUUGGUGUAUAUUUUUGAUUGAGCUGCCUGUGUACUCAUCCCCGGGCUCCGAGAUGGGAAUGUAUCUACAUCUGCUGUUUCUGCAGUACUAUUUUCUCUCGAGUUUCGUGUGCAACGCCGUGGCUUUCGUAGAGGAGCCCUCCGGAGGCAGGACGGACGGGUACUGCGGGCGGAUCCUCCGGGCGCAGACCCAGGGGACCCGGUGGGAUGGGCACCGGGAGUUCAGGCUCCGAGUGGAGGGGGACCCGGAAGCCUACCAGCCCGGACGCACCUACAGAGUGGUCCUGCUGGCGACCAGCCCGUCUUAUUUCCGAGGUUUCACCCUCAUCUCGCUGAAGGAGGGCCGGGAGGGCACCACAGACGAGGACUACACCGGCCAGUUCCAGAACAUCGAUGAGGAGGACACCCAGUUCAUGACCAACUGUGCUCCUGCAGUGACGGAGAGCACGCCUCGCAGACGCACCAGGAUCCAGGUCUUCUGGACAGCGCCACCUGCUGGCUCUGGCUGUGUUAUACUGAAGGCCAGCAUUGUCCAGAAGAGAAUCAUUUAUUUCCAGAAUGAAGGUUCUCUCACUAUCCGCCUGUGUGAGAAAGAGCGUCUUCCAGGCGAGGCCACAGAGUCUCCUGCUAUGGAGUGCUGCGCCUGUGGAACCGCCAAGUACAGACUCACCUUCUACGGGAACUGGUCAGAGAAAGUUCAUCCCAAAGACUAUCCCAGACGAGCCAACCACUGGUCUGCUCUGAUUGGUGCGUCUCACUCCAGAAGCUACGUGCUGUGGGAGUAUGGCGGCUACGCCAGCGAGGGCGUUCGCCAGGUCGCUGAGUUCGGCUCCCCCAUUAAGAUGGAGGAAGAGAUUCGACAGAAGGGAGAUGAAGUGCUGACUGUCAUUAAAACGAAGGCUCAGUGGCCCGCAUGGCAGCCGCUCAACCUACGAGCAGCUCCAUCAGCAGAGUUUUCUGUGGAUCGAACUCGUCACCUGAUGUCCUUCCUCACCAUGCUGGGUCCGAGCCCUGACUGGAAUGUGGGACUCUCAGGAGAGGACCUCUGUACCAAGGAGUGUGGCUGGGUCCAGAGGCUGGAGACAGAUCUCAUUCCCUGGGAUGCAGGCACCGACAAUGGUGUCACAUAUGAGUCACCAAACAAGCCCACCAUUCCUCAGGAGAAGAUUCGACCCUUGACCAGUCUGGACCACCCCCAGAGCCCUUUCUACGACCCUGAGGGAGGCGCAAUCCUCCCUGUAGCAAGGCUGCUGGUGGAACGCAUCGCUAGAAAGGGAGAGCAGUGUAAUGUGGUCCCAGAUACCAUAGAUGACAUCGUUGCUGAUAUUGGACAGGAGGAGAAGGAGGAAGAUGACACACCAGAGACGUGCAUCUACUCCGGCUGGUCUCCCUGGUCGGCGUGCAGCAGCACUUCCUGUGAGAAAGGCCGCCGGAUGAGGCAGAGGAUGCUGAAGGCCCAGCUGGACCUCAGCGUGGCAUGUCCCCACACUCAGGACUUCCAGCCCUGCAUGGGACCAGGAUGCAGUAUUGAGGAGCCGUCAACGUGCAUGAUGUCUGAGUGGAUCAGCUGGUCGGCCUGCAGCGUGUCCUGCGGGAUGGGCAUGAGGUCCAGAGAGCGAUAUGUCAAACAGUAUCCCGAGGACGGCUCGCUCUGCCAGCUCCAGACGGAGGAGACGGAGAAGUGUGUCGUCAACGAUGAAUGCUCACCCAGCAGCUGUGUGGUGACCGAGUGGACCGAGUGGGACCCCUGCAGCGUCACCUGUGGGUUGGGCAUGAGAAGACGUGAGCGCAUGGUGAAGAUGCCUCCGAUAGACGGAUCAAUGUGUAAGACCGAGGUGGCCGAGGUGGAGAAAUGCAUGAUGCCAGAAUGCCAUACCAUCCCCUGCAUGAUGUCGCCCUGGUCUGACUGGAGCGAGUGCAGUGUGACGUGUGGGCGGGGCUUACGAACACGCCAGAGGAUGCUGAAGUCUGACCCCGCCGGGUGCACCGAGGAGCUGGAACAGACUGAGAAGUGCAUGCUGCCCGAGUGCCCUGUGGACUGCAUGGUCUCUGAGUGGUCCGAGUGGUCCGAGUGCAACAAGUCCUGCGGUAAAGGACACACCAUCCGGACCCGUAUGAUCAAACUGGAGCCGCAGUUCGGGGGCAGCGCUUGUCCCGAGACCAUCCAGAGGAAGAAGUGCAAGAUCAGGAAGUGCCGGACGAAAACGAAGGAGGAGAGGGGAGGUGGAGGUGGAGGUGGGGGAGGGGGAAAGAGAAGGAGACGGGGUAAACAGGGAAGAGAUGCAGCAGUCGAGGAGCAGCCGGGUUGCAGGAUGCAGCCGUGGACCAGCUGGACGGACUGUACCAAGCCAUGCGGAGGGGGGAUCCAGGAACGUUUCAUGUCGGUGAAGAAAAGAGCUAAAGGCGCUCAGAUGGGCAGCUGUAAGGACCGCAAGGAGAUCCGUGCCUGUAACGUUCAUCCCUGCUAGGGGGCGCUGAGAAGCUACAGAGGAGCGCCAGGUUCAAUACAUGAGUUGUGAAAAUAUGGGUUUAUUUGACGAAGAUGAUGACGGAAAGUUUUUGUGUACAGGGAGGUGAGUGAGGGUGGCAUGAUGGGCUAGUUUGACACUUUGGAAACAGGAUGUGGAGGGGAAGUGAGGACAAAGGAGAAGAUGAUAAUGUGCUGUUUAGUCAAGCCAUUGUAGGCAUUUAGGGCUGACAUUUACUUUAGAAAUCAAUUGAAGUAUUAGAGAGUAAUGUCUGUGUCCUGCAAAAGAAAAAGAAAGAAAGUAGCUUUGCCAUUGAUACCCCUUUUCUUUCUCUAUCUAGGGUAUGAAUUAGGAUUGGCCUUAAGAUUCUUGAAUUUAAUUCUUUCCAAUAUCUGCUCCAAUUUUCUUUUUGAAAAAAUGGAAACCCAGGAUUUCUGCGUCUGCUCUGUACUCUACGGUCAUGGAAGAUUAUUAGUCCGCUGUUUUCUUCUAUUUCUUGUUUCCUGAUGGUAACAACAACAAUAGCUCAUAAGAGUUUAAUAUUAGAGCUGAUAUCUAGCCAUUUUCCAUGGUUUUCUUGAUAAUGAUUCUGGUUAUUACAAAGAGAACCAUUGAAAAUGUCUAGAUACCAGCUCUUAAAUUAAACUCUUAUGAGCUAUUUUUGUUGUUAUCAUGAUAUUUGUCCAAACAAAUGUACCUUUAGUUGUACCAGGCAUUAGAAUGAACAAGAAAAUGAAGAAAACUGACACAUAUUACUGAUAAUUAUAAUAUAUAUAUUACCACACAUUACUGAUAAUACCAUCCUAGUGUGGUAGGUGUACGACUCUUUAACUGAUUAGCUGUGUAGGAUGGAGGCUCCCAGAUGUGAACUGGUGUGUUUACACUGAUAUAAACCGCCCUGUGGUGGGUGAUUUACCAUAUACCCAGCUAACAUAGCAGUAUGAGCAUCUUGUAGAGCUGGACUGCGGGUACUUAUUUGGCAUUUAUGGCGCACAAGAGACUUUUGUUCCCUGACUCACACAGAACAUAAGCACGCCCAUAGAACAGCUGCAAGCUCGGGGAGAAGCACUUUCUCAAGGACAAAAAUAGAGAACAAAAGUUGCUUCCCUUGUUGACAUAACCCCCAGGAGCUACAUUUGAGUUUCAGGAUUCAGAAGCUUUAUUAAUACACAUAAGGUCUGUAGUGGAGUAGAAAUAGUGACAAGUUACUACUAUUAGUGCCAACAGUAACAAGCAGCAUAAUGCAUCACUAAUACAUUUCAGAAAUAUUAUUACAGUAACAACCCAAAAAAGCUACUUGUUCCAACCUUGCAUUUGUUGUCAAUGUUUUUUCCACUGUGACGAAUAAGACCUCUGACCUCCUGAAACACCAGAAGGUUUGUUACACAGAACCAUCUGAGAAGCCAUCAGACGCUGGGAGGUGAUUGGAUGAACCAUCUGUUAAUUACCGCUUUGAAUAUCACCUGUUGUCAUGACGAGUCGUCACACACCUGAACCACACCUGGAGCUGCCAGCAGCUCCUCACAGCGUUCUGAUCGGGCGACAACUGGCUUCCAGACACAAACACUUUACUUAAAGUCUGAGCAAGAUACAUUUUCUAUCUUGUGAUCCCACGAUUCUCGCAUCAUUAUUUUGCAAGCUGCAGUGCAAGGUAAACAGAAGACCUCAAGCUUUCAUAGAUUCACAGGCUGCAGAAAAAAAUGAUUAGUUUUAAACCUUGGCUGUGCUUAUCCUGAAUUUUGAGGAGAAAUUACGCAAUCACUACUCUUAUGAAACUAAAAUAAAGUUAAAUUACUUUUGAGAAAAAUAUCAGAAAAUUGAAACACUCAAAUAAAGCACCCACAAUAAAAACACUAGAGGUGUGAAUCCCCACGAUACGAUUUUAUCCUGAUACUUGAGUCACUAUACCAUAUUAUUGAGAUUUAUCAGCAUUUUGUGAUAUGAUGAGUAUUGCGAUACAAUAUAUUGCGGUUUUGUGUCCACAAAAUUAAAUUCAGUCAAGAGAAAAUUAAGAGAAAAGUCUCAGUUCUGAAUUGGGAGGCAGCCAUGUAUAGGUGCAUCUCAAUAAAUUAGAAUAUCAUGGAAAAAUCCAUUUCCAGGUCAAGUAGCCAAGUCAAAUAUAGAGUGCAUAUAGAUGGACAUACUUUUCAAAGGGCCAACAUUUCCUUAUUAAACAUCCUUUUUAAAAUUGGUCUUUUGUAAUAUUCAAAUUUUCAAUUUUAGGUCUUAAUUUAUUUAAUUUCUUCUAAUUAUAAUGAUUAUGGCUUACAUUUAAGGAAGACAUGAAAUGUUUCAUUCUGUGUGCAGUGGAUAUAUAUAUAUAUAAUGUGUUAUUCCACUUUUUGAAUGGAAUUACUGACAUAAAUAAACUCACAUGACCACUUUGGAAAAUCACCAUGAAACAUUAAAAAAAUACCAUUUGCAGCGUUAUUUCAACAAAUUCCCGUCAUGAUAUCCUGAUACAUCCCGCUAUGAAUAACUUUGAUGCGGCUGUUUAGUGUCGCGACAGAGUCAAAUACGAGUUCCAGUCAACUUGACGACAGAUAUCCUGACAGACAUGGUGCCUUUAGAUUCCUUAGAUCUAGUUUCAUAUGAUACCAGUAUCAUACCAGUAGUAUAUUCCUAAGUAGUAUAUUCCUAAAAGUGAGACCAUUGAAGCCUCCGGAAAAAAACAAAAACAAAAAAUACUGAUGCUAAUUAUCGAUACUUAUUAUCAAUACUAAUUGAUAUAAUAUCACCACGCAAAAUAUCGGGAUACUAUGCUGUAUGGAUUUUUUUCCCUCACCUCUAAAAACACCGACCAAGAUGACACUUCACAGCCGGUUUCUCCCUCCACAGAUAAAAAUAAAUAAAAAAUUGUUACUUCUAAGUUGAGUUUUUGGUCUAUUACCUCAUUAACUAUGACAUUACAGAAUAUUUUAUUGGAAAUCCAUGGAAGUAAUUCUUUUAAACCAUGGAGUAACUUUCAACUGUCGACAACUGAGAAAACGUGUAAACAAGAUGUUGGAUUACUUUUUUCUUUCUUUCUUUUUUGCAAGACAUAGAUACUGAUACAGGAAGUCUCUAAAAACGUAUGGAUGUACUGUAUAUCCACUAUCUAACCAACACUUAUAAAUGACACUACUAUGUAAGUACUAAAAACCACUUUCCCUAAUACACAGAUAUGUUGAAAUGGAGAUGUUUUAUACUGUUUAAAUUAGUCUUUAUAUACUGUACUGCUGUUUAUCUGUUGUUUCAGCUGAUGUAGCAUUAAACCUGCGAUAGCUCACACUCUGUCAGAAAAGCUUAAUUUAGCAUGUGCAUAGAUAAUUAUGAUUGGUUGGACAUUAUGCUUUCUCUGCCGUAGACGUUGUCUUAAAUCGGAUAGCUAAAUGACUGUAUCUGCCUUUGUUGGUUCCUGGAAACACUGAUUGGACGGAGACGAGUCUCACACACAUGCUGUGCUGCACUGGUGCAGAGUGGUUGUAUGGAAACAUUGCAGACGUCCCGACGAUACGAAACCUGUAGGACAGCUCAACAUGCAGGAAACUGUUACUGGGGCCUUGGUUACAACACACUUUAUUUUCAUAGAUUGUGUUUAUUGCGCUUUUCAUUGUGUUGCCAUGAUGAGAGUGAUCUGUAAAAUCUUUUUUUAUUAUUACUUAGCAGAAGUUUUUUUUUUCUGUUUUAAUAAGAAUGUCACCACCAAAGUUUUAUUUUCUGUAGAUGUUUCCUUGACUUUGUUGCCUUCUCUUUUCAGGCCUCUUCCUUUAUUUCUUUGCCUCUGUAUCACGUGACUAUUUUCUAAGAAACCACCUUUACAAUAAAAAUGUAAAUGUGAAAAUUA